Cladophialophora immunda is the source of this 3012-nucleotide messenger RNA. RefSeq lists its product as uncharacterized. The record is from RefSeq and is a predicted model, not a curated record. NCBI's taxonomy places the organism in Eukaryota, Fungi, Ascomycota, Eurotiomycetes, Chaetothyriales, Herpotrichiellaceae. Gene Ontology annotation, cellular component: nucleus. The coding region runs from base 1 to 3012 and encodes 1003 amino acids. Gene Ontology annotation, molecular function: 3'-tyrosyl-DNA phosphodiesterase activity; single-stranded DNA binding; double-stranded DNA binding. Gene Ontology annotation, biological process: double-strand break repair; single strand break repair. The transcript is spliced from 3 exons.
AUGCCUCCUCAAAUCAUCGAUCUUGUCUCUGACGACGAUGAGGAUCUUGGUGCGCCGUCCAGUUCAACCGCAAGGAGGGAGAUUACGGAUCUGGGAUCAAGUCACGGUACCACCCCCGGCGGCGGCGGCGGCAGCAGCAGCAGCAGCAGACAAAAUGUCACAAACACCAGCCGAGGAAGCCAGCGCGAGACGAUUGAUCCAGCCACCCUGACCUGGAACACGUAUGGGAACGCGCACAACCGUCACCGAGACAAAUCGAGAAGCUCCACCAUCAGCAGCCACACCGAACGCGGCAGCCCCAGCGAGGAGCCAGCACGUCCGACUACUGCGCGAAGAGAAAACGGCAAAGGCAAGCAGCGCGAGGUUGAAAUCCCUGAAAUCGACCUGUCUCGGGUCGAUUCCGACAUGGAUGAUUAUGACGGCAACAGCGGUGGUGGUGGUGAAAAGGGCCUCUCCGGUCAUGGUGACGGCGGAGUGGUUCUAUGCUGUGAUAAUGGCGAGCUCAGCGAGGAGGAGGCGCUGCGGCGAGCCAUUGCACUGUCGCUCCAAGAUCAGACGCCUCGUCGUAAGUCUAAUGAAGACGGUGGCGCAGGUGCGAACACUUCUUCGACCCCUUCGGCAGGCAAAGCAAAAGCGAAGGUGAAAUCACCAGCCGGACCUCUGGUAGACGUUGGUGGCUCCGCGAGGAGAAGACGGGCAGACGAGCCAAUGCCGGAAGCACCGGACAAUCGAGUCAUUUCCCUCUCACCGUCCCCCACUCGCCGUCUCCCUCAAUACUCGCACACCACGACAAGGGGGCCUCUACUGUCACCGGGAUCGACCCCGACACCACCAUCACCGCCUCCGGCUUCCACAGAGGACCAAGCUCAUCUCAGCCCCACGACCACAGACGCACAGGAUGUAUCGAGCGCCGGCCCCAGCGCCGGCCCCGGCACGUUCAGCCUGGCGAAUCUCGACCGGCGACGGAUGGAAGCGGAGCGCCUGGCGCGCCGGAAGCGGAAGCUGGAGGAAGAAGAGUCGCAGGACGGUGCUGCGCAGCGGGGAGGCGAGGGCCGCAGUUCCAAAGCCGUCAAGCUCAGCCAGCCCGCGACAGCGACUCGAACGGGCGCGGGGAUCGGAGAAGCGCCGUCGACUCAACAGAACCCGACACACGACCUACAUGGCCACAGCGACGGAUCAGGACACCGGCUACAAUUGCCCGAGAGGAACAAUAGGGCGACAGCGCAAGCAGCAGAUGGAAGCUCCAAGACUGGACAGCGCGCGGGAGGGGCUGCUGGAUCCGCGUCGUCCGGUGUCAAAGCUGGGAUUUCUGCCACCGGCAAUCGCAAGGACAAGAGUAGCGAUGUUGUAUCACCUCCUACGAACUCUACAGCGUCUAAUCCCACGCCUGUCAAUCCACCUUGUAUCCAGAUCGACGAUGACGAUGCGGGUGAUGGCCACGACAACAACACUCGCACCACCCGCAAAGACACGACGGCCGCCGCCGCCAGCAGCAGUUUCAAUGGUAACAACAGCGCCGCAAACCUCUAUCACGACGGCAUCACCCUCAAGACAUACGCCGCCGGCCACCCGUCCGCGGGGACCAUCACGUUUGAGCGCGUUGUAUCCCCCUCGUCGCAGCUGGAGUCGUGCCUCCUGUCCUCCUUCAUCUGGAACCUGGACUGGCUGCUGCCGCACUUUGAGACGCGGCGCACCAAGUUCCAGCUGGUCAUGCAGGCCAAGGACGCGGCCGAGAGGCAGGCCGUCGAGAGAGAUUUUCAGGGGGUGCCGAACGUGAGGCUGACUUUCCCGCCCAUGGGAGGCAACGUUAGCUGCAUGCACAGCAAGCUCAUGCUGUUGUUUUACAAGGACGAGGAACAGGGGAGGGAGCAAACGAAGAAUACAACAGCAGCAGUAGCAUCGGCGAUGGGCAAAAAGGGGCCAGUUGACAGUGGUGGGCAGGAGUGCGGCAGCCAGAGAAGAAGAUGCCGCAUCGUGGUUCCUACGGCUAAUCUCGUCAACUUUGACUGGGGCGUUGGCGGCUUCAUGGAGAACACAGUGUGGCUGAUUGACUUGCCGGCCAAAUCAGCCUCUGACGCGGCGAACUCGUCAUCGUGGCAUGGUGCGACAACAUCCGCAGCACUACCACCUGCGGCAGACUGCCAGACAUUGUUCGAAAAGUCGCUCAAGGAGUUCCUCAGAGCCCAAACCGUGCCCGACGACGUGGUCCGCAAGCUGGACCUGUUCGACUUCCGCAAGACCGAACGCUACGGCUUUGUCCACUCCAUCGGCGGCAUGCACGGCGGGCAAGCAUGGCAGGCCACUGGUCUCUGCGGGCUCGGUGCCACCAUCACCGCCCUUGGCUUGGCCAGUCGAGGACCCAUUCACAUGGACUACGUGUCCUCGUCAAUAGGCAGCCUGAACGACGAAUUCUUGAGGUCCAUCCACCUCGCUGCCUCCGGCGACAAUGGCCUAACGGAGUACAACAGACGGGUGGACAAAAGGGGUCCCGUCAAACAGGGCAGCUGGAAGGAAAAUUUUCGCCUCUACUUUCCAAGCGACAACACGGUCCGGACAUCGAAAGGAGGCCCUCGCAAUGCGGGAACAAUCUGCUUCUCCCUCGCAUGGUGGAACAAUCCAAAGUUUCCCCGGUCUAAUAUGUACGAUUGUGUUAGUGUUCGCGAGGGUUUACUCAUGCACAACAAGCUGCUGUUCGUCAGAUAUGCUUCACCGGUCGAAAAGUCUCAAUCAGGAAAUAUUGGAUGGGUGUAUGUGGGUAGUGCGAAUCUCUCUGAAAGUGCUUGGGGUCGACUGGUUCAGGACAGGACCACCAAGAAGCCUAGACUUAACUGCAGAAACUGGGAAUGCGGAGUCAUUAUCCCAAUCCCUGCAACGAGAGGAAGUUCAGGCAUCUUCACCGUCAUGGAUAGAGGCAGUGCGGGGCUUGCGGCAUUCAAUCGCAUUGUCCCAGUGCCAAUGAGACUUCCCAGCGAGAAUCUUGAGAGCAAGAAGCCGUGGACAUUCUCGGAGUGA